AUGGCAAAGAGGUCAAUUGCCCUCGAUGCUAUUAUCAACGAAUCAGUUGAUCUGGAGAACAUACCUCUUGAAGAAGUUUUUGAAAAUCUUAAAUGUACAAGAGAUGGUUUGAGCUCCGAUGAAGUUCAAGGACGGUUGGAAUUGUUUGGAUACAAUAAACUUGAAGAGAAAAAGGAAAGUAAAAUUCUGAAGUUUUUGGGCUUUAUGUGGAAUCCUCUGUCAUGGGUGAUGGAAGCAGCAGCUAUAAUGGCCAUUGCUCUUGCACAUGGUGGGCACAAGGGCCCAGAUUAUCAUGACUUUGUUGGCAUCGUGGUUUUACUCAUUACCAAUUCUACUAUCAGCUUUAUUGAGGAAAAUAAUGCUGGUAAUGCAGCUGCGGCUCUUAUGGCUCGGUUGGCUCCAAAAGCCAAGGUGUUACGUGAUGGGAGAUGGAGUGAGGAAGAUGCUUCAGGGUUGGUUCCCGGUGACUUAGUCAGUAUCAAACUUGGAGACAUUGUUCCUGCUGAUGCACGUCUACUAGAAGGAGAUCCUCUAAAGAUUGAUCAGAUCAGGUUUUGCCAGUCUUUAGUGUUUCACUUCAAAGUAGAACGCCUCUUUGAGGCUGGAGUUGAUGAUUCUUCAAAGCCUCAGCAUGAAGGUCAAGUGAAGAGAUUGACUUGUUCAUUGGCAACCCCAUGUGGAAAUUUUUUUGAAAGGUCCCCUUCUGAUUCUGCUCUUACUGGAGAAUCUUUGCCAGUAACCAAGCAUCCUGGUGAAGGGGUUUACUCGGGUUCAACAUGUAAGCAAGGUGAAAUUGAAGCAGUUGUUAUUGCAACUGGGGUUCAUACUUUCUUUGGCAAAGCAGCUCAUCUUGUGGAAAACACUACACAUGUUGGACAUUUCCAAAAGGUUUUAACAGCAAUUGGGAACUUCUGCAUUUGCUCAAUUGCUGUUGGAAUGGUGAUUGAAAUCAUCGCUAUAUAUGGGAUUCAUCAGAGGAGCUAUCGUGUUGGAAUCGAUAACCUUCUUGUCCUACUGAUUGGUGGGAUUCCCAUUGCAAUGCCAACAGUUCUUUCUGUUACCAUGGCUAUAGGUUCACAUCGCUUAUCUCAGCAGGGUGCCAUCACAAAGAGAAUGACUGCUAUCGAGGAAAUGGCUGGGAUGGAUGUGCUAUGUAGUGAUAAAACAGGCACACUGACACUUAACAAGCUUACUGUGGACAAAAACCUGAUUGAGGUUUUUGUCAAAGGUGUUGAAAAGGAUAUGGUUGUAUUAAUGGCUGCAAGAGCAUCAAGGAUGGAGAAUCAAGAUGCUAUUGAUGCUGCAAUUGUUUCAAUGCUGGCAGACGCUAAGGAGGCUCGGGCUGGAAUUAACGAAGUUCACUUCCUCCCAUUCAAUCCAACUGACAAAAGGACAGCUCUUACAUACACAGAUAAAGCUGGUAAAAUGCACAGAGUGAGCAAGGGCGCACCAGAGCAGAUUCUCAAUCUAGCACAUAACAAAUCAGAAAUUGCACGGAAGGUACAUUCUAUGAUUGACAAAUUUGCAGAACGUGGGCUCCGUUCCCUUGGAGUUGCUCGCCAGGAAGUACCUGCGGGUAAGAAAGACAGUCCUGGUGGUCCCUGGGAAUUUGUUGGCCUUCUCCCUCUCUUUGACCCUCCUCGUCAUGAUAGUGCUGAAACGAUUAGGAGAGCUCUAGAUCUUGGUGUGAGUGUGAAGAUGAUAACAGGUGACCAACUGGCAAUAGCUAAGGAAACGGGAAGACGGCUUGGAAUGGGGUCAAAUAUGUACCCUUCUUCAUCUUUGUUGGGUGAUAGCAAGGAUGGGGCAGUUGGAGCUCUACCAAUUGAUGAACUCAUUGAGAAAGCUGAUGGUUUUGCUGGAGUCUUUCCUGAACACAAAUAUGAGAUUGUGAGGAGACUACAAGAUAGAAAACACAUCUGUGGAAUGACAGGUGAUGGUGUAAAUGAUGCACCUGCCUUAAAGAAAGCUGACAUCGGAAUUGCUGUGGCAGAUUCUACAGACGCUGCGCGUGGUGCUUCUGAUAUAGUUCUAACAGAACCUGGACUGAGUGUAAUCAUUAGUGCUGUCCUAACAAGCCGCGCAAUCUUCCAGAGAAUGAAAAACUACACGAUAUAUGCUGUUUCAAUUACUAUUCGUAUUGUGCUAGGUUUUAUGUUGCUGAAUGUUUUCUGGAAGUUUGACUUCCCUCCUUUUAUGGUUCUUGUCAUUGCCAUUCUUAAUGAUGGUACUAUCAUGACUAUUUCCAAAGACAGGGUCAAACCUUCUCCCCUUCCAGACAGUUGGAAGCUCAGUGAAAUUUUUGCAACUGGGAUUGUCCUUGGUGCAUACUUGGCUAUAAUGACUGUUGUAUUCUUCUGGGCAGCAUAUGACACUAAUUUCUUUAAGAAUACUUUCCAUGUAAAGGACUUCAACCAGCAUAACUUCAAUAUGUCAAACGAGGACGAAGCUAAGCCACUUAGAGAAAUGUUGGCAUCUGCUGUUUAUCUUCAAAUCAGCACCAUCAGUCAAGCCUUAAUAUUUGUGACUCGCUCUAGGGGCUGGUCUUUCACAGAACGACCUGGUCUUCUGCUUGUAAUUGCCUUCAUUCUUGCUCAAUUGAUUGCAACUGUGAUAUCUGCCACUGCUACCUGGAAGCCUGCUGGAAUCAGAAAGAUAGGUUGGGGCUGGACAGGUGUCAUCUGGUUGUACAAUAUACUGACUUACAUGCUUCUUGAUCCUAUCAAAUUUGCUGUUCGAUAUGCCCUUAGUGGACGGGCCUGGGGUCUGGUGGUGGAAAAAAGAACUGCAUUCACCACCCAAAAGGACUUCGGCAGGGAAGCUCGUGAGGCCGCAUGGGCAUCUGAGCAACGUACACUACAUGGCCUACGGUCUGUUGAGCCAAAGAUGUUUUUAGAGACCGCCACAUUUAGGGACAUUAAUAUCAUGGCAGAAGAAGCUAAAAGGCGUGCAGAGAUUGCAAGGCUAAGAGAGCUUCACACUCUAAAAGGAAAGGUGGAGUCUUUUGCCAAGCUGAGGGGUUUUGAUAUCGAUGCCAUGAACCAGAACUACACUAGACGCAAAUUUGUAGAACAGGAACUUGAGAAAAUGCGGGAGAAAAUUCCACUGCAUAAGAAACAGUCUGAGGCUGCUAAAGAUGCAAAAAUGCAAGUUUUAAAGGAGCUAGAGAGCACUAAGAGGCUCAUACAAGAAUUGAAAUUCAAUCUAGACAGAGGUGAUUGA
Messenger RNA from Ilex paraguariensis (yerba mate), 3222 nucleotides. NCBI's taxonomy places the organism in Eukaryota, Viridiplantae, Streptophyta, Magnoliopsida, Aquifoliales, Aquifoliaceae. The record is from the annotation of a GenBank genome assembly.